Rhinichthys klamathensis goyatoka is the source of this 697-nucleotide messenger RNA. It is a transcript of the gene epdl1, whose product is annotated as ependymin-like 1. Gene Ontology annotation, biological process: cell-matrix adhesion. The coding region runs from base 50 to 697 and encodes 215 amino acids. The transcript has 6 exons. Lineage: Eukaryota; Metazoa; Chordata; Actinopteri; Cypriniformes; Leuciscidae. Gene Ontology annotation, cellular component: extracellular region; lysosome. Gene Ontology annotation, molecular function: calcium ion binding. The record is from RefSeq and is a predicted model, not a curated record.
AGACUCGCGCUGAAGGUCACACUGAAGCUUCUGGUUCAUCACGGACAUCAUGAGGUCUCUUCUUCUCCUGUCUCUGGUUCUGCUGCUGAUCUGGACCGGAAGCUGUUCCGCGCAGAUACCGAGGCGAUGCCACACUCCGCCGCUGCUGUCCGGCAGUAUGAGCGUGAGCGCUCGGGAAGGCCAGGAUUGGGCGUUUGCUAAGUACCGCUACGAUGCUUUUGGUCAGCGCAUCCGUUUGUGGGAAUUUGGAACCGUUGAGAGCAAGUCGUUCCACCUGAACAUGCUGUUCCUGUUUCGAGAGGGUGUGGUGUACUCCAUGGACUACAGGAACAGAACCUGUCAGAAGAAUCCUCUCCACGCCGCCUUCCACCCGUCCCACAUCCCCCGCAACGCCUCUCUGCUGUCCCAGGUGGUUCUGGGAGGCUCGUCGGCGCCGGGAGAGGGGCUGCUGGUCAACACCUGGACCGGAGACGUGCCGCAGACCGGAGGUAAAUACCUGGCCACGGUGACGGAGUUCGGCUGUAUCCCGGUGUCCACGCUUUACCACACGCCAGAGUCCGGCUGGGUCGUCACCACCUACUUCAACGGCGUGACGGGGGUGGAGGACCCGGAGCAGUUCAUCCCUCCUGCGUUCUGCGACGCCGCCGAGACCGAGGAGGAGGAGCUCGACUUCUUCAGCGGAUUCUCAUGGCUGUAG